Messenger RNA from Cynara cardunculus var. scolymus (artichoke), 939 nucleotides. Its product is annotated as ATP synthase subunit beta, mitochondrial-like. The record is from RefSeq and is a predicted model, not a curated record. The transcript is spliced from 6 exons. Lineage: Eukaryota; Viridiplantae; Streptophyta; Magnoliopsida; Asterales; Asteraceae. Gene Ontology annotation, molecular function: ATP binding; ATP hydrolysis activity. Gene Ontology annotation, biological process: proton motive force-driven mitochondrial ATP synthesis; proton transmembrane transport. The coding region runs from base 1 to 939 and encodes 312 amino acids.
AUGGGUUGGGUUGACAAGAUCAUAGUCUCUUGCGAGACCAAUCCGUCCCACACAUUUCAAACCCUAGCAGUCUCUCUCCGACUUUCCUCCGCCAUGGCUUCACGGAGAUUGCUCGCCUCUCUCCUCCGAUCUUCUCUUCACCGAUCUCCAUCUAGAUCGCCGUUUACUCACUCCGGUAGAGCCGCACGCACCCGCUCACAGUCUCACCCUUCACCUACUGGCUAUUUCCUCAACCGUGCAGUCAACUAUGCUACAUCUGCCGGCGCUGCUCAAWCUAAGGAACCUGCUCCUCCUCCUGUUAGAGGAUCUUACGAUGGAAAGAUCACUGACGAGUUCACUGGAGCCGGUUCCAUCGGAGAGGUGUGUCAGGUGAUUGGUGCUGUCGUUGAUGUGAGGUUUAGUGAGGGAUUACCGCCGAUCCUUACGGCCUUGGAGGUUUUGGAUAAUUCGAUCAGGUUGGUUUUGGAAGUGGCGCAACAUUUGGGGGAGAAUGUAGUCAGGACUAUUGCUAUGGAUGGUACUGAAGGGCUUGUUAGAGGUCAAAAAGUUCUCAAUACUGGUUCUCCUAUCACCGUUCCUGUUGGCAGAGCCACUCUUGGGCGUAUCAUUAAUGUUAUUGGAGAGCCUAUUGAUGAGAGAGGCGAUAUCAAAACCGACCACUAUUUGCCCAUCCACAGAGAAGCCCCAGCUUUUGUUGAGCAGGCAACGGAGCAACAGAUCCUUGUCACUGGAAUCAAGGUUGUCGAUCUUCUUGCACCGUAUCAAAGAGGAGGAAAGAUUGGUUUGUUUGGUGGUGCUGGUGUCGGUAAAACUGUGCUCAUUAUGGGAGUGUUGGAUGGGAAAUACGAUGAUUUAUCAGAACAAUCAUUCUACAUGGUUGGUGGAAUUGACGAGGUCAUUGCCAAGGCCGAGAAGAUUGCCAAGGAUUCUGCUGCUUAG